This is a messenger RNA of Arabidopsis thaliana (thale cress), 2070 nucleotides long. RefSeq names its product Major facilitator superfamily protein. Bases 291 to 1670 code for a protein of 459 amino acids. The record is from RefSeq and is marked reviewed. The transcript has a single exon. NCBI's taxonomy places the organism in Eukaryota, Viridiplantae, Streptophyta, Magnoliopsida, Brassicales, Brassicaceae. Gene Ontology annotation, cellular component: membrane.
GACGUUUGACUUUUAUUUUCGUAGAAAGAACGUAACAGAUAACAUUCAUUGACAUGUUCUUUUCGCUCUAGUUAUUACAGUUUACUAGGAUUAGAUUAAACCAGUAGAGAGCAUCAAUUUUGUUUUGUUAGAAAAUUAAGUUUUAGUUAAUAUUUAUUCCCAUGAAAAUGUCCGCUACUACUAAAGAAAGAAUCGUAACAGACGGAUCACAAACAGUCACAGAUCCGAGCCCUGUUUUGAGUUUACGAGAAGAAUAUUAAAAUUCUCAUCUUUAACCAUUUUAUCCGAUCAUGAAUGUGAGAGACGAGGGAAAAACUACGGCGGAGAAACACGGCGGAGGAGAGGAGAAUAAAUCACCGGAGAACAAAUGGCGAUUUAAUUCUCCUCUAGCUCAAGUGAGCUUAAUGGGAUUCGUUUGUUUCUGUUGUCCAGGAAUGUUCAACGCUCUCUCCGGCAUGGGAGGCGGUGGUCAAGUAGAUCCAACCGCUGCUAACAACGCUAACACCGCCGUUUACACCGCUUUCACCGUUUUCGGCCUUUUAGGCGGCGGGUUUUACAACGUCCUCGGUCCACGGCUCACGUUAGCCGCUGGAUGUUCGACUUACGUACUCUACGCCGGAUCUUUCCUCUACUACAACCAUCACCACCACCAAGCCUUCGCGAUAGUCGCCGGAGCUUUACUCGGUUGCGGCGCGGGACUUCUCUGGGCCGGAGAAGGAGCUGUGAUGACGUCAUACCCUCCGCCGCAUCGGAAAGGCACUUACAUAGCGUUGUUCUGGAGUAUCUUCAAUCUCGGCGGCGUUAUCGGUGGAUUAAUCCCGUUUAUCCUCAACUACCAACGUAGCUCCGCCGCAUCGGUCAACGACUCGACGUACAUAGCGUUCAUGUGUUUCAUGUUCGCCGGCGUUCUUCUCUCUUUCGGUAUCCUCCCGGCGACCUCCGUGAUCCGUAACGACGGAUCUAGAUGCUCUGCCGUGAAAUACUCCCGUCCGUCAACUGAAGCAGCCGCCGUGCUACGGCUAUUCCUCGAUCGGAAAAUGCUCCUCAUCGUCCCCGCGGCUUGGGCUAGCAAUUUCUUCUACAGCUAUCAAUUCAACAAUGUGAAUGGACUCCUCUUUAACUUAAGAACCAGAGGAUUCAACAAUGUCUUCUACUGGGGAGCUCAAAUGGCUGGAUCCAUCGCCAUUGGUUACGUGAUGGACUUCAGCUUCAAAAGCCGGCGAGCUAGAGGAUUCACCGGAAUAUCACUAGUCGCGGUAAUCGGAACCAUUAUAUGGGCGGGCGGGUUAGCGAAUCAGCACGGUUACUCGUUGGACAAACUACCGGAAAAGAAACUUGAUUUUAAAGAUUCCGGGAUAGAGUUUGCGGGACCAUUCGUGUUAUAUAUGAGCUAUGGAUUGUUAGAUGCAAUGUAUCAGAGUAUGGUUUAUUGGUUGAUAGGAGCAUUGGCUGAUGAUUCGCAGACUUUGAGUAGAUAUAGUGGAUUCUACAAAGGAGUGCAGAGUGCAGGAGCUGCAGUGGCUUGGCAAGUGGAUACUCGUAAGGUUCCGUUAAUGUCACAGCUUAUUGUUAAUUGGUCACUUACUACUGUAAGUUAUCCUUUACUUGUUCUUCUUGUGUAUUUUUAUGUUAAAAAUGAUAAUGAUGAUGAUAGUAAUGAUAAGGUUUAGAAGAUAGUAGUUUAUUAGAACAUUGAGUAAGUUAACUGUUUUUUAAUACGAUGACGUUCUGUUAUGAAUGUAACAGUUACAUAGAGAAACAAAGAUUUGAGGCUCUGAAAUGCCUUUAUUCUUUUAUGCAUGGUAAUUGAGUUCUCAUAAAGUAGUGUCCUUUGUUUAGUAUAUAUGACACAUAACUUUUGAGUAGUGAUGUCAUCGAUCGAAAUGGGGUGAGACAGAGAUGAUAAUAAUAGAGAAUACAAGUUGGCAUCGAUGGUGCAAUCUUCACUGUACGGAUGGUGUGUUACACCAAUCACAUACUUGUCAUGGGGACCAGCAAUUUCCAUAACCUUAUCAAGAUAGGGCAAAGGCUAAGGGAUAAAAGAAAAUCUCAUUCUUCGCUGAAUAAUAA